AUGUCCACUCAAGUCUUGGAAUGUGGCGGUGUUGUUACGUACCAGAUCCUAUGUGGUCGAGAGAUUGCGAGACAGGAUCGGUUUGCCAUACAGAUGGCCAACUACUGCUAUUUGGUGGUGAACACCUUGGACCACACGGCCAUUGCAGUGGACGCCGCCUGGGACGUGCAGGGCCUCUAUGAUUUGGCCGCUGAGCUGGGUGCGCGGUCCCCAAGCGGCGAGGUUCACCGGCGGCCAAAAGGCGCCUGCAUGAGCCGCACGCGCCGGCGCGCGGAGGGCGCGAUGUGGCAGGUGAAGCUGCCUGGCGCCAAAGAGGUGGAGGAAGCUGGUGGUAAGAUCUGGGCUGGCAAGCUGAAUAGUCAGAAAAGAUUGAAGCCGUGCGCAAUGACACAGGUGCUUCCCAUGCGGGAUGGAGAUGUGAUUCCUUGUGGAGAUCUUCUACUCCACAUCAUUCGGACACCUGGACACACUCCAGGCUCCAUUUGCGUCUUUGCGGCGCCACGGUGUUUAUCUCCUCGCGCAGAGCCACUGGAGAGAAUGCUUCGCCAGGCUGGUCUCCUUAUCACUGGGGACACGCUCUUCGUGGGAUCUUGUGGUCGUACCGACCUGCCAGGCUCUGACCCGCGAGACAUGUUCAGCUCCUUGGCAAGGCUUAGCACCAUGAACCCUGCUGUGGUGGUUUGUCCAGGCCACAACUAUGCCGAGGAACCCUUCUCCACCAUCGGGGCCGAGCGUGCGCAGAAUGAGAUGGUGAAGAUGGGCCUCUCCCACUUUCCCGAGCCGCCACCGGUGCCUCCCUGCGCAAUGUGUGGUACCGGACAGCCCUGCGGGCCCAAGGGCUUCCGAAUCGGCCGCCGUGCGCGGAUCGUGAAGCUCACCUCCGAGCAGGGCCAGGCACCGGUUGGCCGGGGGCAUGUGGACCUGUUUGGGUAA
This is a messenger RNA of Durusdinium trenchii, 933 nucleotides long. The record is from the annotation of a GenBank genome assembly. NCBI's taxonomy places the organism in Eukaryota, Dinophyceae, Suessiales, Symbiodiniaceae.